AAUGACAGAUUGUAGUGCUCCCAUGCAAAAGUUUCGAUCGAUGGCUGAUGAGAGGGUACAUUCGAAAGCUGGCGGUGGAGCAGGCACAAAACCGAAGGUAGCCACUCCGCAAGUUGUCGCUAAAAUCGAACAAUACAAACGCGACAAUCCGACGAUAUUCGCCUGGGAGAUCCGCGAGCGCCUCAUCAAUGAGGGUAC
Molecule: messenger RNA, 198 nt
Organism: Ostertagia ostertagi
Lineage: Eukaryota; Metazoa; Nematoda; Chromadorea; Rhabditida; Trichostrongylidae
Source: the annotation of a GenBank genome assembly